This is a messenger RNA of Parnassius apollo (apollo), 474 nucleotides long. NCBI's taxonomy places the organism in Eukaryota, Metazoa, Arthropoda, Insecta, Lepidoptera, Papilionidae. The record is from the annotation of a GenBank genome assembly.
AUGGUAGAAAUUAUCAGUAAAAUCAACAGAGCAUUAAGAAAAAUGACUCAUGAGAUGGGAAGAGAGCCUACGUUAGAGGAAUUAAGUGUAGAACUGACAAUGCCACUGGAAAGAAUACGCAAAGUUAUGAAAAUAGCAAGGGACCCAUUAAGUCUUGAAGCUUCAACAGGAAAGGAUGAUAGUAGUACCUUCGGUGAUUGUAUAGAAGAUAAGAGAGUCUCCAGACCAGAGGAUGCUGCAAUACUUGCUGACUUGCGUGGCAUUACAACCAAUGUUCUUGCAACUUUAACACCAAAGGAAGAAAGAAUUCUAAGAAUGAGUUUUGGCCUUGAUAAAGAUGGGCAGGAGCAUACGUUAGAAGAAGUAGGAAAUUUUUUUAAUGUAACACGUGAGAGAAUUAGGCAAAUAGAGGCAAAAGCACUGCGCAAGUUGAAGCAUCCAAGCCGCGCUAGAAAACUUAGAGGCUUCUUUUAA